Pseudocercospora fijiensis CIRAD86 is the source of this 864-nucleotide messenger RNA. RefSeq lists its product as uncharacterized. The record is from RefSeq and is a predicted model, not a curated record. The annotation marks the transcript as partial. Gene Ontology annotation, cellular component: cytosol. The transcript is spliced from 2 exons. Lineage: Eukaryota; Fungi; Ascomycota; Dothideomycetes; Mycosphaerellales; Mycosphaerellaceae.
GAAAUCCUCCCAAUCCUCCAAAAAUACGGCAUCAACCGUCUGGACUCCGCCGCAAGUUACAUGAACGGAGAUUCCGAACGAAGGCUCGGCGAAGCAGGGAUUGGUGGAAGCAAGAAUUUCCAAAUCGAUACGAAAAUUUUGACAAAUUUCCCGGCGAAGGGGACGUUGACGACUGACAAGAUCAUCAAAAGUUCGAAAGAUUCGCUCGAGAGGUUGAAGAUUGAGAAGAUUAAUGUGUUGUAUGCGCACGCGCCGGAUUCUGAGACGCCGAUUAAGGAGCAGGUGAGGGGGUUUGAUGAGGUGUUUAAAGCGGGAGGGGUGAAUGCUGUGGGAGUGAGUAAUUUUAAGCCCGGGAUGGUUGAGGAGUGGUUGGAGGUUUCGGAGAAGGAAGGGUAUGUGAAGCCGAUGUGGUAUCAAGGGCAGUAUAAUCUUGUGGUGAGGAGUUAUGAAGAGGAUGUUUUUCCUUUGGUGAGGAGGGAAGGGAUGCAUUUUGCGGCGUAUUCGCCGCUUGCGGGAGGGUUUUUGAAUGGGAAUUUGAAGAGGAAUGGGGUGAGGACGGGACAGAGGUUCGUUGAGCAUCAGGCUAAGGAUAUGUAUACUGGUUUCUUUGAUCAGCCGUGCAUGUAUGAUGCUUGGGAUAAGUUGGAUGCUAUCGCGAAGGACACAGGCAUCUCACCGGAUGAACUUGGUCUGCGGUGGCUUUUACAUCAUUCGGCGUUGCAGGAUGGCGAUGUUUUGAUCCUUGGUGCUAGUAAGGUCUAUCAGAUCGAGGACUCGUUGGCGAAGUUGCAGAAGGGACCGCUGGAUGAGGCGACUGUCGAGCAGUUGGACGCGAUCAACACGUCUGAAGUGAAGGAGGCUGCU